Messenger RNA from Perca fluviatilis (European perch), 1171 nucleotides. RefSeq names its product C-type lectin domain family 4 member A-like. Bases 182 to 976 code for a protein of 264 amino acids. The transcript has 8 exons. NCBI's taxonomy places the organism in Eukaryota, Metazoa, Chordata, Actinopteri, Perciformes, Percidae. The record is from RefSeq and is a predicted model, not a curated record.
GGUGACACAACUGUCAUUGUGAAAUUAGUUGCCAUAGAUGGCCACUGAUGGAUCAAUCUACAGGGUGUGUGUAAUCAGAUUGAUUAAUCAGUGCCCAUCUAUGGAAAGGCAGAUGGUGGUUAUAAGUAAGUAGAUUUUGUAGCCAUCUCUAACAGAUGGUUCAACUGUCAAAAGAAUAGACAUGGCAGACUACAUCAAUUCACAAGUAACUGGAGAGAGGAGUAUUUUGGAGAAGAGAGAAAAUGUCCAUUCAGGAGGGUCAAAAGUCUACAGGGUUGUCGGUGUCAGCUUCGGUCUGCUCUGCAUCAUUCAGUCUGCUCUCAAUAUUUCUCUUUGGCUCCAUCGAAUUGGAUGUAACGACCAGAUCGGAGAUUUUGAGAUGUUGAAGGACCAGCUCGUCCAACAACAAGAUCAGAUAAUGAAGCUUCAAACUGAAAGAGAGAGCCUGAAAAUGAGGCUUUGUGAAAUGGCAGAACAAAAACCCCAAGGCUGUCCGCAGGGAUGGAGGCUAUACAUGUCCAGCUGUUACUAUGUUUCUACUGUGACAAAGACCUGGCAGAAUGCCCAGUUCGACUGUGAGGCGAGAGGAGCUCACCUCGUGGUUUUAAAUGAUACAAAGGAAGAGGAUGCUGUCCGUGGUUUUGGAAGUCAAGUCGCGUGGAUCGGCUUGAGGGCUCAACGAAAUGUUCGGUUGGAUUCGUGGACGUGGGUGGACGGAAGCAAAGUGACUAAUACUGACAGGAUUCGGCAGCCAGUUGAUCAGCGUUUGAACUGCACCUAUACCGGCACUAUGAAGUGGGUCCUUUCCGACUGCAAUGAACAACACUACUGGGAUGGUCAAAAGUCUACAUGGCUGUCGGAGUCAGUGUGGGCCUGCUGUGCAUCAUGCAGUUCACUCUCAAUGUUUUAUUUCGACUUCAAGCCGUUGGGUGUUCUGUCGGGUCCUACAACGUCUCCACUGGCAACGCCACCAUGAUGUCAGAUAGUGACAUCAGAGUCCUGAUUUUAGAGAGAGACCAACUGGUUCGAGAGAGAGACCAACUGGUUCGAGAGAGAGACCAACUGCUUCGAAAGACAGACCAACUGGAUCGAGAGAAAGACAAACUGGUUCGAGAGAGAGAUCAAUGUGAUCAAGAGAGACAACGAUGUGUUCCAAAGGCGGACUUUGGCU